GCCCCACUUCUUCUUACGCUCUCUCUUAUCACAUCACAUAUACGGAGUCUAGUCUAGACUACCUAGAUCUCUCUACCGGACUGUUUAUGGGUGUCUUAGCUCGCACGAUGCUGCCAUAUACCUACCGUAUUCUGUUGGGCCAGCGACAUGAUCGUCGCUUACUAUCAAAAAGCAGCGGGCGGCAACGAGUUCGUGAAGGCACAUGAUACUUCUUUAACGGCUCCUUCAUUGCCGAACUCGGGUUGAUGAACAUUCAGCCAGUGUGCCAGUUGUCAGAAAUGGAUCGUGGUUCCUAGGAAUAGAGGUGUGCUUCAGAUUUCCGAAGCAUUCAAGCACCCAAUGGAGAUAUUAGCUAUCCGAACCCCGGCUCUUUUUUCAGCUGCCUUCGAGGUCCCACCGACCUUCUUUCAGCCCAUAUGGUUCCUCUACAGAGGCUCUUGCAGGUAACUUUUACCAUCAUUGGCUAAACCCCUGUUCGCCUAACCAAUCAGCAUCGAGGCGGGAUGUAAUUCGAUCCCGCCUUACGAAUGUACUCGUACCGUAUGUUGUUGGUGUCCUCGAGUUUCUAACUGCUCUAAGCCUCGCCUUGGGUUUGAAUGCGUAGUAUAAAUCAGCGGGAAAACUAUGGAUAGAUUUUUGUCGGAGGCCUCAGGAUUCGAACAUUUUGAUUCGGACCUAGUCAUCAUGAAAGAUGGACACACCAGACUCGCACCAUACUACGACUCAAGAUUGGGCUCGAUUACAGGAUGUUAUCACGAAAUUAUACCUUGACCAAGAUAAGACCCUCGAGGAGGUCAAGUCGUAUAUGGAAGAGCAUCAUGAAUUUUACUCUACUGUUCCCAUGUAUAAGAAGAAACUUGCAGCAUGGGGUGCAUUCAAAAACCUCCGAUUUGAUGAGGUCCUUCAGAUACUCUAUCUAAAGAAGCAUCGCGAUAAAACACACAGGCCAUCCGUAUUUUAUAUCAGGAGCCGAGAGGUAGAUCAUGGUAGCCUCCAGCUGUAUCUGUCUCGAAACCCUUCCGUCUUCGCGAAGCUCAGGGCCGGAGCAACGCCUAACCCGGAAGCAAUUCGAGACGUGACUUGUCGAACCCCUCCUUCAGGCUCGUCUCAUAAACGUCUUUCGCCACGGCCCAAAUGUUCAACCCCAGCAGGGCGGCGUAGCCCAGUUCCCUCGUUUCCCGAGGACAUGUUUCAGGCGCUGCAUAUUUACUUGGACAAAUCUUUUGAGACGGGCCUCUGGUCUUGGUCAGAUACCCAUUGUUGGAAUACUCAUGGCCGAUGUGGACCUUCAGGACUUUUAAGUUCAUUACUUGAUAGAUGCGUAACCGCAGGCCUAUCAGUGUCUCGUCAAGCACAGCCGGGCGCAGUUAGGAAAGCCCUCGAUGCCCCCCUUUCAAUGCUGGCGAGAGUGUUUAGGAAUCCUCCGCCAAUUCUCAUACCCAGAAUACUAUCGACUGCUGCUCAUUUAACUCGAAUUGGACGCGGAGAGGUACGCGGUUUACUACUUCAAGUUUGUCAGGACCUUAGCAUGGAAAUUUAUGGUCAGAAUAGUCCGCUUGCGAGGUUCUGGAAAAGUUUCGUAUCAAUCCCUUACAUCGAACAGCGGGAUGCUACGGAGCGUGUCUUAGCACUUUGUGUAUCAGAGUAUGGUACGCGGCUAGGAUCGACUCAUCCCUUAACUAUCGAGACAUAUCUUAAAUAUUUCGACGCCGUAGAAAGGGAGAAGGAUCCUAGAGUUCAAUUACAAAGUCUCCAAUACCACUUGUCUAAGAUCCGCGACAACUUUGCUGACCGGUCCUUACUCGGUUUGCUUAAAUUGGAGCACGCAUUAGCGACUUGCAAAUUGAAUUUGAAUCAAGGAUUCCUAGACAAAGCCGAAGAAGCUUUAUCUUGCCUAAGCCCUGAUUCCCUGGCGGCUAGGGAUGAAUCCUUUCGUUGUGUCUGGCUUGGGUAUAUCAAGUGCAUUAAAAGGGACUUCCGACAGGCCGAAAACUUUUAUAGAAACUCGGUGUUUGCAGCAAGGCUUGCUGGCUCCCGCGAUUGCAUUCUUGAAUCUCUCUUCCAACUUGAGACUUUCUUAUUACAUAUAAAGAAACCAGUUGAAGCCGAGAAAAUUCGCGCAGAGCGAUUUCGAAUGUUUCGCAGAUUGGAUUCUCUUGUCUGGGCUGAUCAGAGCGAGCCGUAUCCUGGAGACAACACUCCUGGUCCUACGAUCACAAUAGUACGUAUCGGUUCCGCAAAAGAUCCUUCCAAAUGGAGGCCUUCUGCCUUUAAUGAGGUUACUGAGUACGUUGGCGCAUCGGAUUCCCGGUCAUAAUCAGUACGUGUAUUAUAGGACUUCUUAAUAAUGAGAUAGCAUUGUAGCAUAAACGGCGCGUUAAUACAUAUGGAAACAGAUGGCAAGGAUGUCUAGCAUUCGGUUACUUUGAAAUGGAAUAGUUUGUCAUGUUGAUUCUAUUACUUACGUUAUGGUGUAUGCUUAUUUACUCUAGUAAUAAUCAGAAGUACCUAAUGUAUAAUUUAAAUGAUAAUAAUC
Daldinia vernicosa is the source of this 2536-nucleotide messenger RNA. RefSeq lists its product as uncharacterized. Bases 692 to 2317 code for a protein of 541 amino acids. The record is from RefSeq and is a predicted model, not a curated record. NCBI's taxonomy places the organism in Eukaryota, Fungi, Ascomycota, Sordariomycetes, Xylariales, Hypoxylaceae. The transcript is spliced from 2 exons.